Molecule: messenger RNA, 888 nt
Organism: Pochonia chlamydosporia 170
Lineage: Eukaryota; Fungi; Ascomycota; Sordariomycetes; Hypocreales; Clavicipitaceae
Exons: 4
Coding region: 1-888 (295 amino acids)
Source: RefSeq, a predicted model, not a curated record
AUGACAUCUGAACCGGUACCUGUGUCGGAGGGACAGGAAGCGCAGGAGAAGGAUGAGACGAUGCGGGACAAGGUCGGCGAGUUCUUGAAGAAGAACUACAACAAGGGAGAGCUUGCUUUAAAGCAUAGUAUGGGCCUUGGUAGCCAGCCAAAUGCCGUACCUGUCACGGAUCCAGUCUUGGAUGGACCUGCGCGGCCAGUCGAAGUCGGAUGGCAUCCCGUUGGUGGUCCCGCGGGAAAGUGGUUUGCGCAACAGACAAGGCUGGGCAAGAUGAUUACCGACAAUAUUAACAAGUAUCCUGAUCCGACGCAGCAUUGGGCUGUUCUCGUUGGCGACUUUGCCCACCAAUUGUGGAUGGAUGAAAAUUUUGAUGUCAUUUACACCAAUGAAAGAAUUAAGCGUGAGGAAUGGCGCACUUUUCAAGUUGGCGAAACACGCUUCAAUGAUGAAGCUACACGAAUAGCCGGCGAAUCUGUCAUUGCCAUGAUCAGAGAGAAGCAACCGGGAUACAAUCUCAUCACCAAUAACUGUCAAACGUAUGCCUUGCAACUUCUCGACGCUAUCAAGGUCGGCGCCAAGAAGGAAUUUGGUACGACGUUGGCCGUAUACGAAAGGAUUAUUGGCCCUGGAAAGAUAAAAGAUCUUUUCGCCGAUGGUCGACUGGUGACGGGUCCACCUGUAGAAGGGGAACCAGCACAGGAGAGCACAGUAUCCGUGGCUCAGCAAGUAAUGAAUGAGAACACAACACAGCUUGAUGCCGAGGAACAGAUGAAGAAAAGUGAGAGCGAGGGUGAGGGUGGAGAAGGGACAGAUAGGGGGAUUGAAAAUGGCCAAACAGAAAAGAAGGCCAGGAAGCGCGACUUUUUUACACGCAUGUUGAAGAAGUAG